Messenger RNA from Cinara cedri, 22001 nucleotides. Lineage: Eukaryota; Metazoa; Arthropoda; Insecta; Hemiptera; Aphididae. The record is from the annotation of a GenBank genome assembly.
GUAACAUUGCACAAUAACAAAAUUGUUUAAUGGCGUCCCGCGUCAGCCAUUUACGAAGUUAUGACGCUCUGAUUCGGCAUUCGGCAUUUUCAUUUUAUUUCUUUGUUUCUGUUCGUAAGGGUGUGUUCUCUACGAUCGAAAUUGAAACUAAUCUUUGUGUUACUUCUUUGAGUUAUUCUAUUAACAAUUCUUAAUCUUUUUAACGAUUAUAAUCGUCCGGCUGUUUUCUUCUAACGAGUAAGUAUUAUUUUUAAGAAUAAUUCAUUAAAUUUCCUGUGUAUUACGCCAUUUUAGUUGAAGUCUGACUUUUAAAGGGAAAAAAAAAAAUUCAAAUUAUCGAAGAACACUACAUCUAAAUAUUUUUUAUGCCUCCCGUUUUGCCAAUGUUUCGUGAUUGAAUUUUCGAUUGUUCCCUUUACUCGCAUAGAAUAACAGGUUUAAAAGUGCGCAUUUGCAGUCUUCAAAAAAUGUUGGUCUCUGAAAGGAUGCCUCUUGGGGUAAAAAUAAAAUUUAUUUGGAUACUAUGCUUUUUCCUAUAUUUUUAAGUUAUGGUUUGACCCCGAGAACCAAACAGCGUCCAUGAACAAUACAAUUCUUCCAAUUAUGCGAACGUGAACUUUGUGUAUCUUGAUGGAACAUGAGAAAACCAUUGGUUAUUGGUCAGAAGGGGCGUACGAAAAAUAUGCAUUUGGCGUUUUUCAAUGUUUUGACUUUUUUUUACCCCAAGUUCUAUACUUCAACACACCCCAUUUUUAAUAAUGGAGGUAGGUAUUUAUAUAAAAAAAAUGUAAACUUCAACCCACAUGGCAUUAUUUUACGAGUUGGCGUUAUUACGAAUUCAUAAUUAAAAGUCUUUGAGAAGGUAGUAGAGGGGAAAUUUAAUGUAUAUUUGUAAGCACCAAUCAAUCAUUGCUAAUGAAAAAAUGAUUCUGGGUGGAGUAGAUGUUGAUAGUGUUGCUUUGUCAACAAUAUAUAUGCUAUAUUAUGAUAAAAUAAUUAUAUUAUAUAUUUUACUUUAAUAAUGUUUUAUAUUGUUUAGUAUUGGAAUAACAAUGGGCAAAAUCUAAAAAUGGCCUCUCUAAUAUACCUCCCCAGUCAGAUUUAAUUUUAGAAAAAGUGCCAUCAUUGUGAAAUCCGAGCAUAAUUGCUGGUAGAAAAGUUGUUCAAAAGAAAAAAAAAGGCCAUAUUUUUUCCAACUUAUACCUACAUAACGUUAAUUUUCCCGGUUUAUUCAAUUUAUUGUGUAAACAUCUGAGAAAAUAGAAAAAUGACCUCUUUAAACUACCUCUCCAGUCAGAUUUCCUUUUUAAAAAUGUACUACCAUUGUAAAUUUAAGCAAAUUUGCUGGUAGAAAAGUUGAUCACAGAAAAAAAAAAUAAUCUUUAUAAAACCAUAAGCUUCUUUGUUCCAUUCAGAAUUUAAAAUUUAAUAUCUACCACAUGUCAUCUUAUAUUAUAAUUGUAAAUUUAAUUUUUUUAAACUGGUACAAUUAUGAUACAUAUCUUAUUAUUUGUCAUUAAAAUUAUAUUUUAAUUUAAAUUUCACUGAUGGAGUAGCGAAAUAUAAAAAUAUUCAAUAAAACAAUGUGAGAAUAAUAAAUUAAUUUUUGUUAUUUUAUGAUUUAAAUUUAAGUAUCAUAUAACAUACAUGAGGGGGGAGAUGGUUUGUCUGGGACGUCCGGACUUGGGUUUGUAAAACAAGGAUUCGAUAACAGUAAUCAAGAUCCUUAAAUUGGUAGUUUGUUAUCUUUUUAAUAUGAAAGUAAAAAUUGCAAUUAAAUAGUUAUCUUUUAAUAAUUUUUCUAUUAUAUAACUUUAUUAAAUAGUGAUUGAUCUCUGUUUUUUGGAACUGGAGAAAAAAUUUCUAAAAAUGCCUUUGUAUUUAUAAAAAUUAAAAAUUAUAAAAUAAUUGUUAUACUGGUUAUCAUUUAUAAAAUAAUUUGCUGCCAGACAUUCUACUUUUAUAUUUUCCGACUAACAAAAUAAUCUGCAUAUUUUGGAUUUUUCUGUACUUAUCAUUAGAAACCAAUUUAUGCUCCCUUUAUUAAAGAAUUAAAUUUAAACUUGUUUAAAUUUUCGAGUUUUGAUCAUUUCAAACAUUUGUCUAGAGUUACCUACUCAGUUAAAAUUAAAUUAUGAUGGUUGGUACUUAUAUUUUAAUUAUUAAAAAUGUCUCAUUUUUAAUUAAAAAUUGGCAUCUUAGAAUAUUCAAAUAACCAAACUAUUGUCUAAGUGGGAUUGUUGUUUGGUUACAAAUUAUACACUCUUACAAUGAUUGUUAUUUGUUAUUGUUAUUAAUAUUUGUAUGAUUUUAUUUAAAUUUAAUUUUACAGUAUUAUCUCAUUGUAUGCACAUUAUAAACACAGUAACUACAACCUAUGACUACCCUAUUACAAUAAUAAUACAACAGACACCAGUUUAAGAUUAUCGUUUUAUGACAAUGAUAAAUAAUACUUAUACAAUUUCUAAUACAAUAGUUGUUUUCAAUAAUCAACAGACAGGCUAUUUUACACAAUAUGGUAUUAUUCUAAGUUAUCCAAAACGUAUUUUAACUGAAAUAUAGAAAAAGAUACAGACAUUUUUUGCAUAGAGUGGGGGGGGGGCACUAUUGUAGAUGAGAAGUUAGAAAUAUAAAAAAGAGAAAAUUUAAAGUGAAAGUUUAAUGCGUAUCUGUACUCAACAGUUAACCUCUGCUAAUGAAGAAUGAUUCUGAACAAGUUGUUCUGCUCAAUUAAUAGUGUUACUUUCUAAUAUUUAAGUACUUCAUCAAAAUUUUAUAUUAAAAAUUCUCAUUAAAAAAAAAAACUGCAAGACUCAAUUUUUUUAAUUACAAAAUACUACUUAUAAUGAAUUUCUUGUUAAAUUUUCUAGCAUUUCUAUUUGGUCUAACAAUUUUAUACACAAAGUAUCUACCAAACAAGGUUAUGUUGGAUUGAAAAAUCCAUAAAAUUAAAAUGUAUAAACAGCUCCAAAAUGACUACAAUGAUAAGAAAAUUGUAUCACUUUCAGAACUACCAAAUAUAAGUUUUCUAUCCAAACUUUAAGUAUCUACGAAUAUUUUUAACUGAAAACAAAACAAAAAAUUGAAACUGUAAAUUUUUCCUUUCAUCCCAGUUGUUCACAUGUUUUUUCUCGGUUUGCCCCUAUUUAUAAUGCCUAAAUAACCUUAUAUAGUAUCACCUUAAUUAGAUUUCCUUUCAGAAUAUGUGCUAAACUUGAAAAUCUAAGCAAAAUUGCUGGUAGAAAAAUUAUCCACAAAAAAAUAAAAAUAUUUAUCUAACCAAUACAUUCCUUGCUCUGUUCAGAAUCUAAAAUAUGAAUAAUAUUUAUAGGAAAAUAUUAUGAAAUAAGUAGAGUCCGUAGUUCUAUAUAUAUUUGCAUGUCAAUAAGGGUUUGAAAUGAGUGAUUCAUGUCGCACCAAAUUCAAAUACCAAAUUUGACUACGCAUAUUUUACAUAUUCAGAGAAUUAUUGCAUAUUAGUUCAAAUAACAUGCAUAUAAUGUGUAUUUAUUAUUAAUGAAUCAAUUUUAUUGUAGAAAAAAAGUUUUUGACAUUGUUUUUCAGAAGAAUUUUGUUAAAAUAUUGUUAUAUUUGCCACAGUGUAUAAAAUCAGAGCUCUAACUCAUAGCUCACAAUCACAUGUGGCUUGGUGUUACUAUGUUAUGAAUUCUUUUGUCAUUCUGGUUGUGUGUAAUGUGUCGUUAUAUUUGAAAAUCGUGUGUGGUAGUAAAAGGCAUGUUGUGAUUUUAGUUUUAUUAUUUUGAAAUUUUAUUGUUAGGUUUUCAGAUUAUCUUAUUUCAAAUAAUAUAAUAUAUAAACAAUUAUUGCUAAGUUUAUUAUUAUUCUUGAGAUAAAUAUGGUGUUUUAUUUUUUUAAACAUAUUUUAUUAAGUAUAAUAAAAUGCAUAUUUAUCCACUUUUUGUAUCCAUAUUUGACAAUUUUUAAAUGCAUAUAAUUAUUACUUGGUCUCAAAAUACAAACAUUGAAUUUAAUUACUAUUUUAUAUUUUGAACACAGAUUUGUCACCAUAAAGUCAAAAUGGUGAUGCACGUCAAUAAUUGAGCGGGUCAAAUUUUUUUCCCAUAUAGCUAUAAAUUACAAAAACAAUGUGCCCCACCAUGUUUGAAAAAUUUUUGUAGUUCUGUUAAUAUUAUAUUUUUUUAGAUUUUUUUUAUCCGAUGAAUAAUUUCUUUGUUAUAGCUGUAGAAAAUAGGCAUGAAAACAAUUAAUAUUCAAUAAAAUAACAUGUUAUGUGAUGAGGAAUCACAAAAAGCCCAAAUAAAGAAUAAAAUCUUUAUCUUCUAUUGAAUAUAAGUUUUCAUGCCUAUUUUUUAGAAAUUAAAACCGGUAUAAUUAAGAAACUAUUAAUCAGAUAUUUAUGUAUGGAUACAUUACAAUUUUAAGAAUAAUAGUUUUUAAAAAAUGGCCAUUGAAAAUUUGCAUGUGAAUUAAUAGUUUUUUUUUUUUAUUUAGGGGAUGAAAAUGAAAAUUUAUUCUUCUUCAAAUCACCGUUCCACAUUUUAGUUCCGCCUGAAGACAAACCGAUUGAAAACAAAUUUAAAAUUAACAGCAUUAGAAAAAUCUGUUAAACAUCUGUCUGGAACAUACUCUACAAUGAAAUUUAAUAAGGUACUCAUUAUUUAUUUAGGUUCUUAAAUAGCUUUUCAUGAGUGAUUUAAAUAUUAUAAAUACCUAACCCUGUGAUAUCAAAGACAAAAAGAUUGGGUUCAUAAUUAUUAUAAAUAUAUUUUUACCAGCAGUAAUUUAUAAAGUUAUCAUCUAAAAUAUUUUGUACAGCGUCAUAGUGAUAACUGAUAAUAAUUCUAAUUAAAUAGUACCCAUAAAAUUGUCACUUGUGUUUGCUUAUAAAAUAGGUACAUAAAGAUGAAUAACACAAAUGUGUUUUUUAACUUUGUUAUUAAAUGAAUCUCUUGGAUAAAAAAAAAAAAUAUCAAUUUUUUUUUAUGUUGGUAAUGAGUGAUUUUGCCUACAUUUUAUAAUAUAAUGCAUUUUAAUUUUGUUUUUUUUCAGGGGCCUUUUCGAAAGUUAUCAAUGUUGAAAAUAAUCAUUUUAAAUGAUCUUUCAAAAUCAAAAAGGUAUUUAUUAAUUUAUGUUAAUUGUUUUGUAUUUUCGAUUCUGAGUUACCAUUUUAGAUGAUUUUUUUCCUGAGAAAAUACUUAUUUAGUAAAUAUACUCAGUUUCGGAGUGUAACGAGGAAUGUAUUGGUUUUAAAAUAAUGUUGUCAUUUUCUGCUAGAAAUCUUGCUCCAAUUUUCAAGACUAGUACCCUUUCUGGAGGAAAUUUAAUCUGGAUGGUACUUUUGGGUGGCUAUUUCUUGAUUUUCCAAGUGGUAUCUUUAUUAAUUUAAAAAACGGGAAAAUGUAUAUACUUGUCAUACAUAGACAAAAUUUCGCUCUGAAUUGUUUUUUGUUAGUAAUAGCUUAUCGUUCUGUACAAAUAUAAAUUAAAUUUCUCUCUCUAUAUCCUAAUUUCCCAACUUAUCGACUAUAACAGUCGCCCUCCCACCAUGAAAUGUGUCUUUUUAUAACGUAUUUUGAAAGUUGCAGAGUUUCUGCUUGAUAAUACUUUACUCCUUUCACUUUUCCUUAUAUUGGAAAAUUAUUAAUUGUGUUGUUAAUAACAUUAACUAUUGUAAUAUCUCUACUUAAAAUAUUUUGAUUCCUAUGAUUUACCAUUGCUUUCAGUAUGUAAACCUUUUAGCCCACAACUAAUUAUUUUACAAUUAAUUUUUACUAUAACGUUUAAACACAUACAUAAUAAUAUAGGUAAUCUGAUUAUAUUUAUUCUGAGUUAACGUUUGAGUUUAGUGUACUAAUUAUUUUUAGUUUAUGAUUUAUUUAUAUGAAGGUUAUUUUUUUAAAACCUUUAUUGUACAUAUAUUAAUGUAAGAUUACCAAAUGCAUUGGUAUGUAUAUUAUAUCUCUAUAUCUUUAACUAAUAUAUUAUUCUGAUAUUAUUAUAAUGUUAUAAUUUUAUUAUUCAUUAUUUUUACAGGAUGUUUUUUAUCAAAAACAUUCGGAUUCUGAAGAACCAAUAUCAGUAAUAGCUAAAAUAUUGUCCAAUAAUGAUGCAGCCAAGUAAUUUUUUUAUUAAUUUAUUGCCAGGUCUUUUUUUUUUUUUUGGUUAACACAAAGGCUUUCAUCUAAUACAGGGUCAACAUUAUUUUUGUUGUCUAGGGCCAAAAAGUAAAAACUAACUCUUCACAGACCACAAUUAGAAUACACAUUUUAUUUAACUUUCAGGUAGGCGCUAAUUAAGUGCAUAAAUAAAUGUUUCAUUGACUAUACUGCCCUAAAAUUAGUUCUACUUUAGUCUCUCUAGUAGUAAAACGUAUUUUAUAAUAUAAUGAAAAAAAUAUUUUUUUUUAUGAAAAGUUAUUAGAAUAUUAUGGUACAAAGCCGAAAAAUACGGAAAGUGUAAAUGGAUACUAAACAUUCAAGAUCAACAAAAAAUUUAUAUCCCUCCGCCUCAUGGAAAGUAAAACUGCAGUAGAAGUCUACACCCGAUUGCUUAGUAUUUUCCUAAAAUUUGAAGCGUGUCAGGUAUUUCACAGAGUAAUAACGGCCGAGAGAUUGUAAACUGUGUACUAGAUGAAUUAAUACAACUUCAACUUGAGUGUGUUGUUGUAUAUGGACGUCCGAGGCAUUCUCAGAGUAAAGGGAGUAUUCGGCCAAUCAAACAUAUUAAGAGAAUGGAUGAGAAUAUGUCCCAGAGAAGAUGGUCAAUCAGUCUUGAGUAUUCAGUGGCAAAAAAAACUGUUCAUUUUACCGUACUGUUGUUAGAAGCUCAAAUAAUGUGUUUUUUGGAAACUGCUUGAAAGUUGGAUUAACAGUUAAAGACUUCUAAUUGAUUUUUUCCAGAUUCCAAAAUUAAUGAUUGUGUGGUAAUGGCUGUUUCAAAAGAUGAUAAAGGGCUUACAGAUCCACCAAAUAUUUUAUGCUUAGCUGUUUAAAAUAAGAAAAAUUAAUUGUAUAAGCUAAGAACUAAAAAUGGAAUGAUUGAAGGAUGGUAUGAAGGAGAUUGCUUAAAAAUUUAUGAGCGAUUUUUAACGGUUGAUGAGAUUUGUUUGACAGAGAGCAAAGAGUUAACUGUUCGUGAGACUGACAGUUACAACAGGUGAACAAGGUUUUUCUUCUUGUUGGUGUAAAUCUAAAAGCCGAACAUCAAGGUGUGUCUGUUUUAAAAAAAAAAUAAAAAUGUGUAACAGUUGUUACCAUAUAGCUCUCAACCAAUUUAAAUAAAUUAUAAAGUUGUCCAACAAAAUAAUAUUUGUUUAUUUAUAAAAUAUAUAUAUUACACAAUGUGGAUAAAAUUAAUUGUAUCCAUUUCAUGAAUAGAUCAAAAAGUUGGUCAUACAGUGUAUAAAAACGUCAUUUUCACUAAAUUGAUACACAUCUUUUUUUGAUUUUAAUGAAUAAUUUGUAUUGUAGAAUGAAAUUUCCAUUUUUGGACUUAUUUCUAUUAAUAUUUGAUUUAUUUAUGAUUAUUGUUAAAAAUUCAACUAUAAAUGCAUUAUAAGUUUACUAAUACAUAGUUUGAAUUUCAAAGAUAGAAAAUGGUCAUAGAUAAGCAUUUUAUUAUACUCUUCCUCACUCCGGUCUAAACAUUAAACUGUUAUAACUCAUAAAUGGUAAAUCUGAUAUUAGUGUGGUGCAUUGAAAAAUAUUCAUUCUCUAUUCAAAUGAAUGUUCAAAAGGGUAGGGGGUUCUUAUUGAAAAAAUAAAAGUAUGCACUUAUUUAAAGUACAUGGAGUAUGAGUAAAAAAAUAAAAUUGGUUUUAAAAUAAAGCUUCAACGAUUCCAUUAUUAUUAGAAAAAAUAGAAAUCAAAUUCACUUGCAGAUUCGUGAUAAAAAAAAAGAAAAAUCAUUUUGUAUAGUUUUUUACCUCUUUAAAAAUUUAAUUAAUUUGUAUACACUGUUUCUUAAAAUGAUUUUGUAGAUUAAUAGUUGAUUUUUUACAGGUAUGAAAAAAUAUUAAACAAAUUUUAAACUGUUGGAUUUUCAUAGAGUCAAAGAUUUAGCCCGAGCAACAUUAGCAAAGGCCAGUUUAAUGUUUUUAAACUGUGGCUCUUUGGCUAAACUCAAUAGUGCAAUGCAGGUAACUACUGAAAUUUAAACAAAUUUAUUGUUUGAAUACAAUUUUGAUUACUUGUUUUGUUUAUUUACAGGCUUACGAUACAAUUUGUGGUAAGUUGAUUUUUUUACAAUUAUUUUUGUUAAUUUAAUUUUAAAAAUUACGAACUAAAGCCCAAAUAUAGUGAUUUAUGAGGACUAUCCGUAAAAUAAAGGUUUCCAAUUUUUGUAAUCCAAGAAAAUACAUGGUGUUGCGCAUUCAUCAUAGACAUCUGUACUUCCAUUCUUAAACUCUUGGCAACAUUUUCGCACACAACAAACAAAUUGCAGAAUAUAACUCACUUAGCGGGAGUGACAAAUGAAAACUUCAUUAUGAACGGCUACAAAAUCGAAACUAAGUGUCACAAACAUCUCGGAAUAAUAUUAGUUUGUAGGAAGGAAGCACAUCAGUGUGUGUUGUCAGAUAUUUUUUCAAACCUUCCUUAUGACAUUAGCGCCUCAAAAACCUAAUUUUACAUACAGCCUUUGUAUAUUUUUAUUUACUUUCGCUUUUUGUCAAAAUUAAUAUUUUUAAAAAGCUGUCCUAGGAUAAUGGGGGGACAGGUGCAGCCACUGUUAUAAGUAAUUUAAUGUAUAUCUGUUAUUAAUGAUUGACUAAUGCUGACAAAAAAACGAUUUUGAGCGGAGUUCACUUGACAUGUAGUUUCUUUAUUAAUAAUAUAUGUGUUGUAUUAUUAUCAAAUAAUUACAUAUGCAAUAUACACAUUUUUUUAAAAAUAUUUGGUCAAUAUUGUACCUAUUUUACCAGAUUUCUCAUUUAUUGGGAAAACUAGUGAGAAAUUUAAAAAUGGUCUCUUGAAAGUAUCUCACUAGUCAGUUUUUCUUUUAGAAAAAUUGCUAUCAUUAUAAAUCUGUGCAACAUUGCUGGUAGAAAAGUUUUUAAAAAAUCUUAAUAUUCUCAUAAAUAUUAAAUGAUUUCCUUAAUUCUUUAAAUUCUUAAAUUUAAAAAAAAAAUUUAGUCUACCUACCCUCUUUGACUUCUAUUAAGAUUAUUCUGCCUCUUGAUGAAAACAUUUAUCCUGAUUUAUUCAAACUAAGUUCUGUUACCCUUAUUUUAAAUAAUGGUUCUGCUUCCUUUGUGAAUAAUUAUAGACCUAUAUCCAUAAUCUCACAUCUCACUAAAUUGUUUGAACCCCAUAUUUUAAGUGGUAUCUGUUCUAAAGUAAAUUCUGGUUUUAUUUACGACCAAUAUGGUUUCCGGCCAUCAAGAUCAUCUAUUACUUGCAACCUUGUUCAAUGAUUAUAUAUACAAAACAUUUAAUCAUUGCUCUCAAGUAAAAUUCAUCAAUAUGGAUUUUGCUAAUUGACUGAUUGUACCUUUCUUCUUAAUUCACUAGUUUCAUGGACAAAUGAUCUCUGACUUAAACUGAAUAUCAUACAAUGUUUCAGUAUGUCAUUAUACAGAAAUUAAUCUUCGAUACAUUUUCAAUAUUUUAUUAAUAAUAAGCCCUGUCCAACCAGCUGGUGACAAUAUUCUUGUUUUAGACUUUCAUUACAGAUUUAAUUUGUCACUGCAGUUACAUAUCAAUUCAGUGUGUAAUAAAACUAACAAAAUGUUCAGUAUCACCAGACGAAUUACCACUAAAUUACGUCUUUAAGUGUUAAAACUCUAAUAUUCUUUGGUAUGUUCUAUUUUAAAGUAUGGAUCAAUUAUAUGGGAUUCCCCCCCCCCAUAUUGCUGAAAUCAAUCAAUUGAAAAGGGUACAACACAAGUUUUUAAACUUUAAUAUUAAUAUCAAAUGUCCCAUUCAUGAUUAUACACGUAUUUUUAAAGUACUAAGUUUAAGUAUUCUCUUUGAAUGUAGGGCCUACAUUAGUUUCCGCUUUUUACGGAACUUAAUAGAACUGUAAUAUUGAUUUCUUUCUAUUACUCUCUAGGAUUAAUUUUUGUGUUCUAUUAUAUGUAACACGAUCUAUGACUCCUAUUUAUGUUCCUAAUUACAGCACUAACUAUGUGGGAUCUAGUCUUCUAAACAAACUAAUGACUCUUGGUAAUGAGAACCAUCCCUUAUAUCAAGUUAUUUUAAUUUUGUAUUUGUAUAUUCCACUAAUUUAUGUAAUUUUUUCUUUAGUUGAUUUUAUUUGUUUUUAAUUUUCUGUCAUGCAACUACACUUAGGUCUAUCCUGUUGUAUGAUGAAUAAAUAAUAUAUUUCGUACAAUUUCCUGUUUUUCAAUUUUUUUUCGGCUCUUUACAAUUUAUGAAAAAACUUGAGAAAAUCAACAAAAUGACCUCUAAAGUAUCUCCCCGUUUAAAUUUCCUUUCAGAAAAGUUGCUACAUUUAAAAAUCUGAGCAAGAUUUCUGGUAAAAAAAAGUUGUGUACAGAUAAAAAAAAAAACUAUCUUAGUAAAACCAUAAACUUCCUUCAUUUCGCUCAAAAUUUAAAAUAUAAAGUUAAAUUUAAUUUUGUUACCUACUAAACUAUUUACAGUCAAUAUUUAUAAACAUUUCAAGGAACAAAAUAAAAAGUUGGGUAUAUCGAAAGUUUGUUACAUCAAAAUUUGUUAUGUCAAGAGAAACCGAUAGACAAACCUACAAAUACAUAUGAAUUUUUAUUUGGUAAUAUUCACAUACCUGAAUGAUGACAUAAAUCAUAUUUCUAUAGAUUUUAUUUGGUCACUACAUUUACCUUCAUUUUUUCUAUCUUUCCAUUAUAAGUUUUGGCCAUAAAAUUAAAAUUAAGUGCAAUUUAGAAUUUUAGUAUCAAAUUUUGAUGAAAAUUGUUAAUAUAUCACGGCCUUUGAAAAUAUAUGUAAACGAACUCUGUUCAAAAUCAUUUUUUUUUUUUUUUCCAAAGAUAAAUCGUGUACAGAUAUAUAUUAUAUUCUUUGAUUGUAUUUCAUUAUAUUCAUUGUAUCAACUGCCAUUGCAAUUCGACAAAACUUUUGAAAAUAUGCUUAAAUUUGUCAUGAAGUUAAUUUAAAACAACUACCACUUUUUUGAAAUUGAACUCAAACCCCCUUUAAAAAAAAAAAAUAUUCGAAUUCUAAAUUAUGAAUAAUCUUUAUAAACAAAAAGAGAUGUAAAAAAUCUCAACAUCAUGGCUUAUUGAUGUUUUUUUUAUAUAUAUAUAGGAUAGUCAUUAUAAUUUGCAAAAUAUAUUAUUAUUUAUAAAUACAAAUACUACAGAAAUAUAAGUGUACUUUUUUGAGCAAGCUCAGGUGGGGCCCUAGGUUCGUUCUUAUCUUUUACAAUAAAUUUCUCCUUAAAUCUAAAAUUAAUUUAACACUGGUAUUUACAAAAUAAAGACGUUCUAAAAUAAUGGGGUCGGUUGCAUCCACUGUUAUAAGUAAUUUAAUGUACACCUGUACACCCGGAGUUUAGUUAAUAGUGCUGCUUUGUUCACUUUAUAUAUGCCAUAUUAUGGUAAAAUUCCUAUUAUGUCAGUUCUAAAAUUAAAAUGGUUCCCGUUUUUUAUCGGUUUUUCUCAUUUGUUAAGAAAAUCGAAAAAUUUCCUCCCUUAUGUACCUUUACACAAAGAUUUCCUUUCAGAAAUUGUGCUACACAUUAAAAACAGAUCUUUGGAAGAUGUCUGGUAGAAAAGUUGUCCACAGAACAAAAAAAUUAAAAACAUUGUAAAAUCAUUAGCUUCUUCGUUUCACUCUGAAUCUAAAAGCAUCUUGUUUGUAUCUGUCCUCUAUAAUGGAUAUUGAUCAGUAGAUUAGUGGAAAAGUCUUAUCAUAAAGUUAUUCAUUAAAAUUUAAUGAAAAAAAUGUUUAAAUAUGUUAAACCAGCACUUAUUAAAAAAUAAUUCUAACAUUACUGAAAUUACCAAGAAUUCAGAUUAUAUGCUAUUUAUUUGUGAGCAUAUAUGGAAAUAAUUAAAUUUAAUCACUAUGCAUAUGACAACUGUAUUUUAAAGACAACUUACGUUAGCUAUCUAGUAUUAUCUAUGAUAAAACUGUAAUUAUUAGUUUUAUAUUCUUCAAUUACACAUAUUUUUAACUAAAGUAUUUUCUCAUUAUCCGCUUUAAUUUUGUAAUUCUCUGUCUACUUUAUCUUCAGGUAAAAUAAAACCCUUAUUUAAAUUGUAUGAUUGAAUUUAUAAAGUGGUGUCCCAUAAAGAUUCUACAAAUGUAAUUGUUUCGUUCAAUAUUUUAAAUAUUACUUUUUUGUAUUACUAAAACCUUGUUUGUGCUAUGAUUUCUCUGUCAUAUAUCAAACAAGAAUCUAAAAUUAUUUUUGGUUGAAAAAUUGGUGACUCAAUUGAUAUUAAUUAGUAGUGGCCAUUAAAACAAUUUUAAUUAUCUUUUAAAAACUUCAAACUUUUAACUUUAGUAAAUAAUAUCAAUUUUUCCAUUCUGAGCUAAGUGAGGAAUAUAUUAGUUUUUAUGUUUUUUCUAAUGUAUACAUUUUUAAACAAUAAUAUAUAUUAAAUGUUUCAGUUACCAUUAAUGUAUAUCUGGAUGAAUAUUUUUUUAUUGUUGCUAAUCAAAACUUUUUGUUUUCAGCUGAAAGAUUUAAAUCUGCCAAAUCAUUAUAUGAUGAAGGGAAUUAUGCAAGUUCCCAAGAAGCGUGUGAAAGUCUUAAUUUGCUUCAACCUAACAAUAUGAACAUUAUAAUUUUACUAUCAGCAUGUCAUUUUAUGCAGGGGAAAUAUGACGAAUCUUUAGAAGUUUUACAAAAAGUUCCAGAUAAAUAUCGUGGAUGUGUGGAAGUAAUAAAUAAUUUAGCAGCAAAUUAUUAUAAAAAAGAAAAUUAUUUAGAAGCCUUUUAUAAUUAUCAUAUGACAGCAUGCAAAAAACCAGAGUUUGUUGAAUAUUGGUUAGCUUAUGUUAUAUCAUCAAUCGCAACGAACAAUGAUCUAAAUGCUUUUCGAGCUCUUAACAUGAUUCUUCAUUAUAGUCCUAGUUCACUUCAAACACAUAUUUUAUAUGCCCGAUUACUAAAGAGAUCAAAAAGGUUUGACCUAGCAAUUGCCUCUUUACGACAUGCUAUAAGAUUGAACCCUACAUCAGAUACAAUUUGGGUAGAAUUGGGAAAUAGCUUUGCACUUAAUAAUAAAUUUAAUAGUGCAAUUAUAUGUUACGAAAAAGCAAUAGAAUGUAACAAGUUUUCGAUAAAACCUUACAUAAAUUUAGGAAUUAUGUAUUAUCAACUAAAACAAUUUAAUAAAUCAAGUUUUUAUUUUAAAACUUCUGUUCAGAUGUCUCCAACAUUAAAUUUUGAUAUUUUACAUAUAUUGGGUCAUGCAUAUUUUUAUAAUGGAAAUAUUUUGCCCGCUGUCCAAACUUACUCUUUGUAUUUAAAACAUUUCAAUAAUCCAGUUGUAUUGAAUGAUAUGGGUUUGAUAUAUUUAAAUAACCUUCAUGAUGCAACAGCUGCUGAAUCGUACUUUAAAUUGUGCAUUGACUUGGAUAAAAAAAACUUUUUAUAUUUUAAAUGUCUUGCAAUUGCACAUCAACAACUAGAUAAAACAAGCUCUGCUUUUAAAAUGGCUAUAAAGUGGGCUGAAGCACACAUCUAUGAAAACGAUAUAUUCAAUGCGAUUAUUGCAUUAGAUUAUGCUGGCAACAUGUUUCCAAAAAAUUAUUAUCCUCAUUGGAAAUUAGGACUUCUGUUCAAUAAGUUGAAUCUUAACCAUAAAGCAUUAUUGAGGUAAAUAAUCUUAUACAAUAUUGUUAUAAUUAUAUCAUCUUUUGUAAUAUUUUUAAUUGAGAUUUUCAUUCUUAAAGUAAAUCACUCAAGGAAUGAAAAUCACACUUUUAAACAUGCACUAUUUUAAAACCACCAAAUGAAAAUACCAAUAAAAAAAUAUAAAUAUUUCUAGUUUUUAAUAAUUUAAAUCUUAUGUAUUUUCACAUUCAAUUUAACAUUUGUAUGCACUUUUGAAUCACUAGCAUAAAUGUAUAUUAAUUUCUUUUAAAUUCCAUUUAACAGGUUUGAGAAUGCAAGAAGAUUGAAACCCAACUUUUUUUUAAAUUUUGUUAAUAUUGCAUUAAUAUAUGAAAAACAAAAUCGAUUAAAAGAUGCUGAAGAAUUUUACGAAAAAGCUUUACAGUUAAAUCCAAACCAUUGUAAUACUAUUUAUAAUCUAAUACUCCUUAAAAAACAAAUGGGCCUUAUUGACGAUGUUAUUGUACUUUAUGAUCUUUUGCUAAAUUAUUCUGGAUCUGAAAGUUUUGGAAUACAUAAAGAAUUUGCAAAUUAUUUUUAUCAUGAAGUUGGAAAUAUUAAAGAAGCUUAUAAUCAUUUUUUAAAAGCUUCAGAGAUCUGUGAUACCGAUUGUGAAACUUAUUUAGCUUUGGGAAUACUGUCACUUGAAUUAAGUUAUAAGACUGCUGCUCUUAAUUAUUUUCAAAAAGUACUUGAACUUGAUCCAGAUAGCAUAAUAGCUUAUACAUAUAAAGGAUAUAUUUUUAAUAAAAAUAAACAAUUUAAAGAAGCGAUCAAUGCAUUUGAAAAAGUAUUAAAUCUUGAACCAGAUAAUAUUAAUGCAUUCUGUCACUUAAUUCAAUGCCAACGGUAUGUUUGUAAGUUUAGAAACUUGGAUGUGAUUCACCUAAACAUGUAUAAAACUAUUAUUUUCGAACAAUUGGCAAAUAAUGAAGUGCCAAUUAUUACACUACAACACUCUUUGCUAUUUAAUUUUGAAUCCAAAGUGACCACACAAAUUGCAUCAGCAUUUGCAAAACAAUUUGUUGAUAAGCUGUAUAUACAAAAAAAAUCAAUUACCAGUUUUGUACACGAUACACCUAUAUCUGAUAAUAAAAUCCGUAUAGGAUAUGUAUACAUGGAUUUUUGUAACCAUCCUUCAUCAGAGUUGGUAAAGUCUUUAAAAAAAUUACAUGAUCGGAACAGAUUUGAAGUAUUUUGUUAUUCUCUAUCACCAAUAAAUAGAUUCAGGUAAAUGUUUUAUUGAGUAUAUCUAAUAUAAUUAAGUGUUUGCAUAUGUGUAUUUAUACCAUUGAUAAUAUGCUCAUAUAACUAUAAAUUAAUGUGCUUUAAUCACUUGUAUGUAAUGUAAUAAAAUUGAAUUUGUAGAAUUCAAAUAAAAGAUAAUCUUUUGAGGGAAAAAAAAUGAUUAUAUAAAUUUUUGAAUUUAUUAGUAUUUUUACAUGUGAGAAUAAUCAAUUUUAUAAACUUCAACAUUAUGAUUAGUAGAUGUUUUUACUUCAUUAUUUGUGAAUCUUAAACAACUUUUUUACCCUGAUUUUCAAAUUUAGCACUUUUUCUAAAAGAAAAUUUGAUUAGAGUAGUGUUACUUAAAGGAGAUCAACUUGUGUUUGGUCUAGGGGUUUUCAAUAAUAAAUAGGGAAAAAUUGGACAAUUUAUGUGAAAUGUAUUAUUUUCAAAUUGUAAAGAUUACAAAGUUUCAAAUUAUGUGUAACCAAAUUCUGCUUAGAAUUGUUUUUCAUUUGCAAAGAUUAAUUGUUAUGUUUAGAUAUAAUACAUUAAAUUCCCCUAUAUUCUACCUUUCCAAAUUUUCAUUAUUACAAUGGUCCACCCAUCGUGCUAAGUAUGUCUUUUUUACAAAUCUGGGUUAGUACCAAUUUACAAAAGCACAUACAAAUCAGGAAAAUAUUUGUUCGGAAUGUAAAAAGCAAACAGUUUAAUCAAUAAUAAUUUAGGAAAGCCUACUUUACAAGUAAGCUAUGUUCCCAGUUUCUAAGCAUAACUUUAAUUUCUAGUAUCGUACACAAUGCACUUAUUUUAUUACUUAGUAUUUUUAAUAUUGGCUAUUAUAAAUAUGGAUUUAAUGCUCAUAUUUAAAUUAAGAUUAAUAAUAAUACUAAUGUUACGAAUAAUAUAUUUAUCUCUUUGUUAACCAAAUCAACAAUUGUUACUAUGGACAGGGUUAUAAGCAUAAGCGUAUAUAUAGAGAUACUGGAGAGGCUGUCUCCUAAAUAUUGAACAGUUCGAAAUUAUUCAAAGAGAAACUAAAUAAUUUCCUAUAGUAUUAUCCUACAGAAUAUCUACAAGUUAAGUUAGUUCUAAAUACGUUUCAUGGAAAUACCAAUUCAAAUUUAAAAGUUUUAAGUGCAAGUUUUUGGAAUUAUUAAAUUUUAUUGUGAUUCUGUUAAUUCACUCAUUUAUACAACUAUUUUAACUGUAGUCAAAAUUUGCAUUUAUAGGAUUAUACUAUAAUUCUUUUAAUAUUAACUAAUAUUUUUAGCAUAAAAAUUGAAAUUCUUCAAUAAAAAGCACUAAAUAUUUUUAAUCAAACCGCUCUACUCUCUUGCUAAUCAACUAAUUGAUCCAAAAUUUUAAAUUAAUCACAAAAUAUUCCCAUAAAUUAUAAUCAAAUGUAGGACUUUUUGCCAGUAAAUAUUGGUUUCCAUCACACUGUGUGCCUUUUAAAUACAAUUAUGGUUGAAAUGAUAAUGAUAAUAUAUAUUAUUAAUUUUUAGUAACUUUUUUAACAUUUAACGCUGAUAUUGAUGCAUCGUUGACAACUAGUCAUAAUAUUCUUAGCUCCUAAUAAUAUCAGAUUAUAACAAGUCAUUUGUUCUUGCGCCUCCACAUAGGUAAGACUUCUUACAUUGUUUGAAAAUCUAGCUAUUGGGCUUGGGGUUGCCCAAAUUAACCCAUGUUGCAGUUAAUGUGUAAAUAUAUUUCUGCUUUAAUUCUCUUCCAAUUUAUAAGAAUCUUCACAUUUUUAUAUUUAGUCUACAAUUCACUGCCUCUAUGUUUGGUUUAUGCCAUCAUUAAAAUUAAAAUUAAAUUGAUAUAUACAUUUUGAUAUAAUUUAUGUAAAUAAAUAUAUUUUUUUCACAUUCAAAACAGGUAGGUCACACCCCAAAUUAAAUUUCCAACAUUUUGUAUAUUUUCUCGGGUUUUUCUGUUUGUUAUAAAAAAAUCUUGGGAAAAUCAAAAAAUAACCUUGAAGUUCAAUUUUAUUUUAGGAAAGGUCCUACAAUUGAAAAUUUGAGCAAAAUUGUUGGUAGAAAAGUUUCUCACAAAAAAAAAAAUUAAACAUUGUUUUUCCUCUGCUUAGAAUCUAAAAGAAAUUAGUACCAAAAUACAUAAUCUAAAAUUGUUUACAUUAUUAUAAACUUAAUUAUCAAAAUAUUUUUUUUUAGGUCAAAUAAUUUAUCUGAAUCUGAUUGGUGUGUUGAUAUUUCCAACCUCGGUUCAAUUGAUGCAGCCAAAAGAAUAAAUGCAGAUGGAAUUAAUAUUUUAAUUGAUGUGGGCGAUUCUACAAAAGAUCUCGAAUAUGAAAUGUUUGUAUUGAAACCAGCACCAAUUCAAGUUAAAUUACUUGGACAUCCUGGAACUAGUGGUGCUACUUUUGUAGAUUUUUUAAUAACAGAUGAAAUAUGUUCUCCGCCUAACCUAGAUUAUUUGUAUACUGAGAAGUUGGCUUACUUGAAUCGAACUGUUUUUUUUGGUGAUCACAGCUUACUAAAUAAUGACCUAAGUCAACGGAAUUCUCAAAGCGGAAUAACCAACACGAAUAAUACCAAUGACACAAACUUGACUGAGAGUUCUACUUCAAUAUUACAUGUUCAGAUAUUUCUUAAGGAUUAUCAAAAAUGCUAUACAAGAAAAAUAUACAAUUUACCAGAAAACUCCAUAGUUUAUUGUAAUUUUGGUCAACAUUAUAAAAUAAAUCAAAGUACUUUGAAUCUGUGGAUAACCAUUUUAAAGCUUGUUAAAAAUUCUGUGUUAUGGCUUUUACGGUUUGGUGAUGAUACCAUAAAUGACAUUCAUGAAUAUAUUGCACUGAAGGGUAUUAAUCCAACGCGAGUAAUUUUCAGUAACAUAGUACCUAAGGAUGAACAUCUGAAAAGAAUUCAGCUGGCUGAUAUAUUUUUAGAUACACCAUUAUACAAUGGUCAUAAAUGUUGCUUAGAUGCAUUAUGGGCAGGAACGCCAAUAGUAACGUUAUCUGGAGAUACUUAUGCAUCCCGCAUAGCUACUUCACAAUUAAUUGCGUUAAAUUGUACAGAAACAAUUGCUGAGACUGAAAAUGACUAUAUCAAAUUAGCAGUACAAUUAGGGAAGCACCCCCAUUUAUUGGACCGAAUAAGACAACAAAUUUGGCAAUCGAAAUCAACAAGUUCACUGUUUGACUGUAAAUCUUAUUCUAAAGAAUUAGAAAAACUUUACUUAAAUAUGUGGAAACAAUAUUUUAAUCGGUGUUAAUGAGUUUCUACAAUAUUGGAAUGAUAAACAGAUAUUGGUUUUUAUAUUAAAGAUUUUAAAUACAAUUGUAUAUUAAAAAAAAUAUAUAUAUCUACAUACAGUUUGACAAUUCUCUACAAACACCAAUACUUUUUUUAGUUACUAAACCAUAAAAUUAUAUUAAAUUUUAAUAAUAAUAAUUUUUAUUUAUUUAUUCAAAUUUGUAAAUUAGUAAUUGUAAAUAUGCAUUAUUUAUUUUAUCCUUAAGAAAAUAUUGAUUAGUAGUAUGUUUUAUGAAACAUGUAAUAAGUAAUAAGUAAUAAUUUUUUAUAAUUAUUUAAAUAUUUAAACCCUCCUCAUGUUUGUUUUAUUAUUUUUUUAAUUAGACAUAGUUACUCAUAAACUAAAAAACUUAUUUAUAAUGAUUAUGUUUUUUUUUUUUUUUUUCUGCUACCGAAAAAAGAUUGUGUUGUGUGUAUUCAUUUAUUAUUGUAUUUAUAUUACUCCAAUAUUUCAAUAAAGAGUUUGUAAUUACAUUUUUCUUAAUCUCAAGUGUCAUAGGUGACAUCGUAAAUGAAUUUGGGGUGGAGCAAAAUAGUCAUAACCGCUAGAUAAUUAAUUUCUCCUCUUGCUGUAAAUGUUAAAAAAAUAUGCUUAUCGUUAUUUUUAUGCAGCCAUUUUCAUCCCUAAAAAAGUCAUACUCUUUCCCACUAUUGGGAUAUCUUUCUAUAAAUUAAUAGAAGUGGUGAUUCAGUUUUUGAAUAUCUGCCUUGAGCCCUUUAAGAAAAUUCUUUAUAGGAACAAUUCCACUGAAUCAAAGAUAACAUAUAUAUAUAUAUAUAUAUAUAUAUAUAACAAUUUAAAAAAGAGGAAUUGUAGCGUUUACAAUUAAUCGUGUGUGAUAAUUAUAAACAUAGUUUGGAAUUUGAACGAGUACAUUUAAUUUUUGAAUUUUGCAUUCUUAGUCAUACAUUCAAAAUAGGUUUUCAAAUUUUCAAUUUAAAAAAUUAAGCUAAACAUUAGUCAUCUUCAUAAGUUAAUCACUAUCACCGGUUGACUACUAUUUACAGUUAGUGUACCUACUAUAAUUGUCAAAAUAGCUUGUUAGCUGAUGUGAUAGGAUAAUAGAGACGGGUGCAGCUACACUGUUAAGCCUCCCAUACACAGUCAGUCAAGACUGACAAUCUUCAGUCAUUAGGUUAUUUUAUAUUAGUCAAUAAUUGUUAUUCUAGAAAUAUGAUAAUUUGAUCUUAAUGUGUUGAUUUUUUAAAAUUUAUUAGUUAAUUAUGUGUAGCGUUUUAUUCAUCACUAUUUUCCAUGUAGCACAGGUAAACUACCAUAUAAAUUUUUAAAUUCGCGCCAAAAUUCUUCAUUAUUUACCUUAUUUGCCAUUUUUGUAUGAAGAUAUAAAAUUUAGAAAAGACGACUGGCUUCACACAAUUCAACUUGAUUGACUGAUAAAUUGUACAUUCAUAGACAUAUACGUUCAGUUAUGAAUGUCAAUGUUCAAACAUGUUAGAACUUCAUUAGUCAUAAAAUCUGAUCGUGUAAUGUGUUUGACCUACAACACAUACACGAUCAGUCUUAAAUGACAAUCAACGUGAUUGAACGUGUAUGGGGGACUUUAUAGGUAAUUAGAUAAUUAAAUGUAUAUCUGUAAGUAAUAAUAUUUUGCUAACAAAAAACCGUUUUGAGUGCAGGUCAGUUGAUAGUGAUGCUUUGUCAACAAUAUAUAAUUAUGUCAUAUUAUGGUAAAAUAAAUAGGCAUUGUAUAUUUUGUUUAAUAUUAUACCGAUUUUCGGGUGUUUUCAUAUUUUUUUGGGAAAAUCGAAAAAUUAUCUUCCUAAAUACCUCCGCAGUCAGUUUUUCUUUUAGAAAAACUGCUAUCUUUGUAAAUCUGAGCAAAAUUGUUGGUAGAAAAGUUGUCUACAAAAAAAAGAAGGCUACAAUAUUUUUUUACUAAUACUUAUAUUUUCCGACAUUUUAUUCUGAUUUUUCCCAGAUACUAUGAAAACUAGUUGAAAAAAAAAUUGUCAUGGAGAUAAAAUUUCCUUUCAGAAAAUAAGAUAAAAAAUUUCUUUUAGAAAAGUUUUUACAACAAAUCGAGGGGUAUUUUGCGAUUAAAAUAGUCCGAGCGAGCGAUGAUUUGGGUCUCUCGGUACACCUAGAAUGCAUUUGGUUUUUCCUUGUUUAGGUAAAAGGGGAAAAAAAUGCAAAACAUUUUGUUCGAAACCAAGGGGGGUUUUGAACUCGUGAUCCCUAUUUUUUUAAUGUUUUAGGUGGGAAGAAAAAUAUAUUGCAUAUAAUAUUUUUAUAAAUUCAUCUCUUAAUUCAGAAGAUUGAUGCAAGUUGAGGUCGAUUAGCAACGCUCUUCUGUUAUUGCAUUGGAAAAUGUUGGUUAGUCUUAUAGCGUUUUCCAUCUGACUGCAUCGACUGUACUAGUAAACAUUUUUAUGUUCCAUAUGGUAUAUUGAUGCAGGUUUUUAUGUUUCACAUGCGCGCAUUCUACCAUUUUCUUAUUUAAGAACGAUCAUAUAUACUAAAUACAAAAACAUUUUGUCAAACAUCUAUCAUAGCGCCCAUCUCCCCGUUAGCCUUAUCAUUAGUGUGAAUAAUAUAUUAGACAAUCCAUUAUUUCAGCCUUUGUAUUAUUGUGUUCAACAAUUUUCAUCAGAUUCCCAAUCUUUCUCUUCAAUUAUUUUAUCAACAUUGACAUAUAAAUUUUCAACUAAAUUUGACUUUUUUUGUUUAUAGAUACUUUUUUUCUACAUAAACCUAUCCGCACCUGCAUGCCAAAUAUAAUAUUUACUGAGCAAAUAACAUUUCCUAAUUUAUCAACAGUAUUCUUUGAUCUUAUUAUUAGGUCAUCCAGAAAAUGUUUUUCACAAAAAACCUCGUUAGCAUUAAAAUGAUCUAUCCCUAAAUAUUGUAGCCAUUUCUCCUUUAAAUGUUUAUCUUUUGGGAUAAUAAAAAUGGAUAGUUUUUGUGAUUAAAAUAGUCCAAGUGAGCGAUGGUUCUAGGUGUAACAAAAAUGCACUUGUUUUUUCCUUGUUUAGGUAAAGAGGGAAAAAAAUGCAAAUAAUUUUGUUCGAUGACUUGAUUUGAACUCGCGACCCCCAUUAGGAUGACAAGAAGUUUUUAAAACCAGUAAAUCACAAGCAUUCUUUAAAAAGGACAAUAUUGAGUUAUUCUAUAUAACAUCUAAUAUCCGCUUAAUAUCAGAACUUCAAAAAGCUAUAAUUUCGAAGCUUCAUAGUCCGCUCAAUUUUGACUUCACCAUUAUUCAAAAAUUGGCAAUAUACAUAUGAGUAAAAAAAAAAAAUUGAAAAAUUAGAUUUGUUUCACAUCAUUUUUUACAUAAAUGAUUUUGAAUUUAUAAUUUCAUAAAAACGUUUAAAUGUAUUUGUUCUAUUGUCAUUUGGUAUGACAUACUUAAUCAUAUAAAUCCAAUCAGUAAAUUAAUGCGAAAACCAAAUUUUAACAUAUCUUUAGCUUUGGGUAUUUUAGAAAUUUUAUUGAAACAUUUAAAGGAAUUAAGAUCAGAAGAAUCUUUUGAGAAAAUUAUUAUAAAUUCAACAGCAUUUGCAACGGAAAUGGGAGCAGAGUCUUACAAUUCUCAAUAAACUUAACUUUAAGGUAUUUUAAUUAAGCCAGUAUAAGAUUUUCUCAAGAUUUUUCCCAGCAAAUGUGCCUAGCUAUUAAACUCAAGUAAUUUGAUGGACAACUAUGGAUACUAUUAAGAUAAUUAAAAACAUUUUUAGAGCCAUUCGACUUUGAUC